Messenger RNA from Choloepus didactylus (southern two-toed sloth), 5319 nucleotides. It is a transcript of the gene BIRC3, whose product is annotated as baculoviral IAP repeat containing 3. The record is from RefSeq and is a predicted model, not a curated record. The coding region runs from base 2842 to 4653 and encodes 603 amino acids. Gene Ontology annotation, cellular component: cytoplasm; nucleus. The transcript is spliced from 9 exons. NCBI's taxonomy places the organism in Eukaryota, Metazoa, Chordata, Mammalia, Pilosa, Megalonychidae. Gene Ontology annotation, biological process: negative regulation of apoptotic process; regulation of cell cycle; positive regulation of protein ubiquitination. Gene Ontology annotation, molecular function: ubiquitin protein ligase activity; cysteine-type endopeptidase inhibitor activity involved in apoptotic process.
CACCCUGGGGAGGCUGGUAAGGCGACCCGCGGGGCGGGGGAUAUUUCGAAAGACAGCGCAAGGCUCCAGACCGCCCGGAACAGCCGAGGCGACAGGUGCCACCCGAGAAAACUCGCAACGUCCCUGCUGGAGCGCGUCGGCCUCGCGGUAGCAGGUUUUACUAAAGAGAAGAACUGUUCUAUUACCAGAUUUUUUUUUCCAGUUUCUUCUAUAGUUCAAAAUAUCUCAAAAUGGAGGCUUAAAACCCUUAAAGGGACUUAGUCUAAUCUCCGGGAGGUAGUUUUGUGCAUGAAUUAAAAAAAAAAUUAAGUAGUUGGAUUUUUUGGUUUCCAAAGAAUGUUAAUUUUUAAAAUAUGAGUUAGUUAUAUGUAGUGUAACUAUAAAGUAAUGCAUUUGAUUUUGAAUUUGACUUGUGGAAGUAAAGGAGAAGUGAUUGUAGCUGGGGCACACUGUUGAAGCAUUCUUUUCAAAAUUGGGUAGGCAAUCUUCCACUGGCUGCAGUGUGGAACAGAAAAAAGCACCUGGAUUAGUGAAGAUUUUAAAAUGAGUGACAGUUAUCUAGAACAAAGAGUUAAUAUUCAACCCUCUGUUAAAUUACAAAAAUAUUCAAAUGAAGCUUAUGACAUGUUAAAAGAUUUCUAUGAUGACAAAGAAAUGCCAUGUACAAAACUUUUUGAUAGGUAUAACAAUUUAGAGAAAGCUGGAAAGAUAAACAAGAUAGUUGGUGAAGAAGUUACCCAACCAAUCACAAAAGCACUGACAGAAUUUUAAGUCUAAAAUUCUGUUUGUUUAAAUCUCUGAGAAUGAUGUGAAUGUGAACAAUGUCUGGAUGGUUAAAUUUUGGUAAAUGAACAAACUUAACCAGAAAUAAAGUUUACACAAAGAUAGUGAUGAAUACAAAGGUUUUUACACAAUCUAAACUUUUUGACUAAUUAAAAAAAAUAAUGAAGUUAGGCACAAUAAUUCCCCUGUGAUGGAAAUAAUAAUUGAUAAUGACAGAAUAUUUCUCCUGCCACCUGGAAACAAAGCAUUGAAGUCUGCAGUGGAAAACCCCAACAUCUGUGAGAGCCAGGAAACCAUGCUUGCAAAUCAUUGAUGGAAAAGCAAACAAUUUAUUGGUUAUUGCUGGUAUUACUGAUAUAGUACCUCUUUACUGAAGGCUAGUCAUAAUUGAGAAAUUCUAAAUUGAGAAGGUCUCAGCUGUUCAAAAGGAGUUGGAUUGUGGUAAAAUAAAUUAUUGUUUUUUGUCGUGAUAAAUUCUGGUUCAAAGUGUAUUAUCUGUGAAAUAAUGUCUAAUCAAAUUUCUGUGAAAUAAUUUCUAGCCAAAACCAAAUUUGUGCAACUUGAUUAUCCACUGUAGCCUAAAGACUCAGCACUCUGUGACUUUUGACUGUUUUAAAAAAUAAAUCCAUUAUCAGAGUGAAAUAUUUGAUGUUAGCACUGAAGACAAUUAGAAAAGCAAAGUUCAAAAAUGUACAUGGUAGACAUUGUGCAAUAUAUAUAGUUUGAGCAGGUGAUAUAAGUGAAUAACUCUACAAAGUUAGUUCUUUGAAGGGGACAAAAAUAAAAAAUCUUUAAAAGGCUUAUUAUGUUAAAACCACAUCUAAAUUAUCUUAAGAAAACAUGACAAAAUUAUUUUUCUAACCAAGGGAACAUUAUAUCAUCAUUCUGUUUUUCCAAAAUAAUCUGGAUAUAACACUAAAUUUCAAAGUUAUUUAUUGAUAGUUUGUGGCAGAAUUUUCAUUUGCAGCACCUGUUGUCUAUUUGAUUAUAAAAAAACUGUUUAGGUUUAUCCAAGUGUACCAUUAGAAUGAAAAACAAAACAAAACAGUUGACUUGCCUCAACAGCAUGACGCUGGAUCCAAAAGACUAAUUGAGCAAAAUACAUUCAUCUUUGAUGAUUUAUUUAAAAUAGAAUUUGUAAUUUGCCAAGACCGAAUGGUAUCAUGAGGACUAAGCAGCAAGUUCCUUAUAUAUGAGGAAGUAGUUAUUAUUUAAUAACUUGAAACCAGGUUUUAAAAAGUGUCAGUCAACUUAGCUUGUUCUAUUUUCCCUAUUAAAAGGAUUGUAGGAAAUGAUUUAAUUGGAGAAAGAUACACCAUAUUGGGAUAUACCAUAUAUCAUUGAAUCUAAGGUGUCAAUUUAAGACACACUAUUAUUUUAUGUAUCUCUGAAAAAUAACAAUGCUAAUAUAAUAUGAUGCCAUUAAUUGUAAGAAGCCUCUCAAUAACAGGGAUAUUAAAACACAUCUUAGAAGCGAUGAAGUGCAUUAAUGUAUUCUUUUCCUCUUUUGAGGUAAGUCUUAUGCUUUUUUUCUGGCUAUUAAGUUUCAUAAUCUACAAAAAGCAAAACAAACAUAACUUGAAUAUUUUUGCUGUAUCACACUUGUGGAGCAUAGCUUUUCACCAUGAUAAGAAGCUAGCUACACAAGUCAGUUAUUUUAUCUUACAGCUGGCUUGAAUGCCCCUGAAACAUUCUAGUGGCCUGGAAAAGUUGACCUACCUGUGAGAUGCUUGACACUAUAUGGUAUCCGGAUGACCUAAAACACGCCCCCCUCCACCCCAAGGGUUAUAAUUUUCAUCACAAGUUAUUAUGUAGCAUGUUUACAUAUGUAUAUAUAAAAAUUUUACAAAAGUACAGUUGUGCAUAACUAUCCCUUUAAAGUGUAUGAGUAUAGGAUUUAGAAUCAUGCCAUGCUGAAACCCUAAAUUCAUAGACAAAAAAGAAUGAUUUCACGUUCCAGGCAUUCAAUCUAGUACUAGAACUAACAAAAUCAAAAGCCAUGCACAAAACUACCUCCCCAGAGAAAGGCUAGUCCCUUUUCCUCCCCUCCAUUUCAUUAUGAACAUAGUAGAAAAAAGCACAUUCUUAUCAAAUUUGAUGAAAAGUGCCAACACGUUUGAACUGAAAUACGACUUUUCAUGUGAACUGUACCGAAUGUCUACGUAUUCGACUUUCCCCAUGGGGGUUCCCAUCUCAGAAAGAAGCCUUGCUCGUGCUGGUUUUUAUUACACUGGUGUGAAUGACAAGGUCAAAUGCUUCUGUUGUGGUCUGAUGCUGGAUAACUGGAAACAAGGAGACAAUGCUAUUGAAAAGCAUAAAAACUUGUAUCCUAGCUGUAGCUUUAUUCAGAAUCUAAGUUCAGUUAACAGCCUGGGAGCCACCUCACAGCCUUCCCCUUCUUCUUCAGUAAAUCCCACACAUUCAUUACUACCAAGUUUGGAAAACAGUGGAUAUUUCAGUGGCUCUUAUUCAAGCUUUCCAUCAAAUCUUGUAAAUUUCAGAGCAAAUCAAGAUUUUCCUGCCUUGAGACCAAGCUCCUACAGUUGGGCAAUGAAUACUGAAAAAGCGAGAUUACUUACUUACCAGAUGUGGCCGUUGACCUUUCUGUCACCAAUAGAUCUGGCAAAAGCAGGCUUUUACUAUAUAGGACCUGGAGAUAGAGUGGCUUGCUUUGCCUGUGGUGGAAAAUUGAGCAACUGGGAACCGAAGGAUGAUCCUAUGUCAGAACAUCUAAGACAUUUUCCCAAAUGUCCAUUUUUAGAAAAUCAGCUUCAAGAAACUUUGAGACACACAGUUUCUAAUUUAAGCAUGCAGACACAUGCAGCCCGUUUUAAAACAUUCUUGAACUGGCCAUCUAAUGUCCUAGUUCAUCCUGAGCAGCUUGCAAGUGCUGGUUUUUAUUAUAUGGGUCACAGUGAUGAUGUCAAAUGUUUUUGCUGUGAUGGUGGACUGAGGUGUUGGGAAUCUGGAGAUGAUCCAUGGGUAGAACAUGCCAAGUGGUUUCCAAGGUGUGAGUACUUGAUACGAAUUAAAGGACAUGAGUUUAUCAGACGAGUUCAAGCCAGUUAUCCUCAUCUACUUGAACAGCUGUUAUCCACUUCGGACACUCCAGAAGAUGAAAAUGCAGAGUCACCAAUUAUUCAUUUUGGACCUGGAGAAAACCAUUCAGAAGAUGCAGUCAUGAUGAACAUACCUGUGGUUAAAGCUGCCUUGGAAAUGGGCUUCAGUAGAAGCCUGGUAAAACAGACAGUUCAGAGUAAAAUCCUAACAGCUGGAGAGAAUUAUAAAACUGUCAGUGAUCUUGUAUUAGAUUUACUUAAUGCAGAAGAUGAAUUAAGAGAAGAGGAGAAAGAAAGAGCAACUGAGGAAAAAGAAUCAGAUGACCUAUCAUUAAUUCGGAAGAACAGAAUGGCACUUUUUCAACAUUUGACUUGUGUGCUUCCAGUCCUGGAUAGUCUACUAACUGCCAGAGUGAUUAACGAACAAGAACAUAAUGUUAUUAAACAGAAAACACAAACAUCUUUACAAGCAAGAGAACUGAUUGAUACUAUUUUAGUAAAAGGAAACAUUGCAGCUACCAUAUUAAAAAACUCUCUACAAGAAAUUGAUCCCAUGUUAUACCAUAAUUUAUUUGUGCAAAAAGACAUAAAGUAUAUUCCCACAGAAGAUGUUUCAGAUCUACCAAUGGAAGAACAAUUAAGGAGACUACAAGAAGAAAGAACAUGUAAAGUGUGUAUGGACAAAGAAGUGUCCAUAGUGUUUAUUCCUUGUGGUCAUCUUGUAGUAUGCAAAGAAUGUGCCCCUUCUCUAAGAAAAUGUCCUAUUUGUAGAGGUACAAUCAAGGGUACAGUUCGUACAUUUUUGUCAUGAAGAAGAUCCAAAACUUUGUCUAAACUUUUAGAAUGAAUGGAUUAAAAUAUAUUGUAUCUUUUAGUUCUUACACUGAUUUGGUUUUCUUAAAAAAUUCUAUUUAUUUACAACUUUGAAAAUUGUUUUAUAUAAAUAUAAUUUAAAUUUAUAUAAAGACAUAUAUACAUAUAUGUGUGUGUGUGUAUACAUAACAUAUAAGAGCACAGACCACUUUUGCUGGUUGUUUGUUCUUUGUUAAGUACUUGCCUGUGCCUCAGUUGUCUUAUCGGUAAAAUGAGGAUUCUAGUACCUACCUCAAAGGGCUGUUGUGAGGUUGAAAUUAGUAAAUACAUGUAAAGUGCUUAGUACAGUGCUUUAGAUACCAAAAGAAUCAUCUUUUGAACAAAAAAUAGGGAAAGCACUACAAACACAAUACUAAAUGAAAAUUUCACAUUACUGAAAUUGUAAGUGAAGUAAAAUCUAAGAUUCUUGAGUUAACCUUUCAGAAUUUUAAAUAUUUGUAUUAAAGAGAUGUAUUUAUAACCAGGAACGUAGAUUCUCUGUCUUUUCAAGCAGUUUCCUAUAUGUAGGUCUUAAAUUUGUUGAAUGACUUUUCAGUGACAAGGUGAAUUUUUUGUUUUUGUAAAGAAUUCUGUUAGGGCAAUUUAAUGAAGUAACAAAAAUCGU